Tupaia belangeri chinensis (Chinese tree shrew) is the source of this 1731-nucleotide messenger RNA. It is a transcript of the gene RRP9, whose product is annotated as ribosomal RNA processing 9, U3 small nucleolar RNA binding protein. The record is from RefSeq and is a predicted model, not a curated record. NCBI's taxonomy places the organism in Eukaryota, Metazoa, Chordata, Mammalia, Scandentia, Tupaiidae. Gene Ontology annotation, molecular function: protein binding; U3 snoRNA binding. The transcript has 16 exons. Gene Ontology annotation, cellular component: small-subunit processome. Bases 1 to 1653 code for a protein of 550 amino acids.
AUGCCAGUCCCCUUGCCACCGCCCCAGAUCCAGAAGUUACGGUCCAAAACGCAGACCCCGCAUCUCUUGCGCCCUCCAGCGGCCAAAAGGGGCAGGCAAGCGGCGGCGGAAGGGGAGCUUGGCCCUUCUGCGGGGCGCCAUCAGUCUUGCUACUGGGACAACUUCAUCCCAUCUGAGGGAUCUGAGCUCCUCCGCAGCUCUUCGCCCGGGACCCCAGUCUGGGUCAGAUUCGUCCCUCUCUCCGCUGCUAAGUCCUUCAAAGCCUUACGCUUACCAGGGAGCCACCGUCUUUCUCAGUUCCGGGCUCUCGAGGCCGACUCUGCGGGGGACAGGAACAAGUCCAAGGGUGGCGGCAAGAUGAACGAGGAGAUCUCCAGCGACUCUGAGAGCGAGAGCCUGGCUCCAAGGAGGACCGAAGAGGAGGAGGAGGAGGAGCUGGAGGAAACCGCGCAGGAGAAGAAACUACGCUUGGCCAAGCUCUACCUGGAGCAGCUCAGGCAGCAAGAGGAGGAGAAAGCCGAGGCCCGUGCAUUUGAGGAGGACCAGGUGGCCGGACGCCUGAAGGAGGACGUGCUCGAGCAGAGGGGCAGGCUGCAGAAGUCGGUGGCAAAGGAGAUCCAGGCUCCAGCCCCGGCUGACAUUCGAGUUUUACGGGGCCACCAGCUGUCCAUCACGUGUUUGGUCAUUACCCCCGACGACUCAGCCAUCUUCUCCGCUGCGAAAGACUGCACCAUCAUUAAGUGGAGCGUGGAGAGUGGACGGAAGCUGCAUGUCAUUCCUCGAGCCAAGAAGGGCACUGAGGGCCAGCCUCCCGGCCACAGCAGCCACAUCCUCUGCAUGGCCAUCUCCUCUGACGGCAAGUACCUUGCCUCGGGUGACCGCAGCAAACUCAUUCUCAUCUGGGAGGCCCAGAGCUGCAGGCACCUGUACACCUUCACGGGACAUCGGGACGCCGUGUCGGGGCUGGCAUUCCGCCGAGGCACCCACCAGCUCUACAGCACAUCCCAUGACCGCUCUGUGAAGGUGUGGAACGUGGCAGAGAACUCCUACGUGGAGACGCUCUUUGGGCACCAGGACGCUGUGGCUGCGCUGGACGCCCUGAGCCGGGAGUGCUGUGUGACAGCUGGGGGCCGGGACGGCACUGUGCGCGUGUGGAAGAUCCCUGAGGAAUCCCAGCUUGUCUUCUACGGCCACCAGGGUUCCAUCGACUGCAUUCACCUCAUCAAUGAGGAGCACAUGGUGUCGGGGGCAGAUGACGGCUCCGUGGCCCUGUGGGGCCUCUCCAAGAAGCGGCCACUUGCCCUGCAGCGUGAGGCUCAUGGGCUGCGGGGGGAGCCAGGCCUGGAGCAGCCCUUCUGGGUGUCAUCAGUAGCAGCCCUACUCAAUACAGACCUCGUGGCCACAGGCUCCCACAGCUCCUGUGUGCGGCUCUGGCAGUGUGGGGAGGGCUUCCGGCGCCUUGACCACCUCUGUGACAUCCCCCUGGUGGGUUUUAUCAACAGCCUCAAGUUCUCCAGUGCUGGGGACUUCCUGGUGGCUGGGGUGGGACAGGAACACAGACUUGGCCGAUGGUGGCGGAUCAAAGAGGCUCGGAACUCUGUCUGCAUCAUCCCACUCCCCAGGGCCCCCGAGCCCGCAGCAGCCGGCUCCUGACUCUCUCUUCCCCUUAUUUAAGUCCUUCCCAGGCCAUGCUCCACCCUCUUUGUAUUAAAAGUCUCCCUUUGGGCCUUG